CAGGCCUGCCCACAAGCAUUUGCCCCUGUCAGUCAGUGUGACUGCCCCCCUUUCCUCCUAACCCCAUAGGAAGGUCCAACUCUUUUUCUGUCACUCUCACAUUUGUUCUCUCUAUGUCCCCAGCAUUGACCAGUUACUGACGGCGCUCCACUCAGCUUCUAAUUGCAGUCUUAGCUGAUCACACAAGCACUGCAUUGGACUAAACAACACCCUGUCUUGUGAAUCUUGUCCCAGAUUCACAGCGAAGAUCCCUCUUUUCAUUUCUGACAAGACUCCGGAACAAGUUUCUGGAUCUCAGCUUGGAGUAUCUUCUCUGCACUGGACCUUGUCUAUGGGAUACCAUUAUAUUUGGUGUCCAGUCCUGACUGUAGCAGUUUACCUGAGUGUGUGCACACCCGAGUGUGUUUGAAUUUGUGAGGGUGUGUGUGUGAGACGAAUAGGCAAAGAGCUGCGGUGCUGGACUCCUGCAGUGAUUCCAGGUUAAUUCCUCACUAAUUGGCACAGUUGUCGCUGUGAACAUGGCAUCAUUGAGAAGUUUGAUUCUUUCGCUGCUUCUGGCGCUGCUGUGCUCCUUCCACACACCGCUGGCUCCCGGUUGCAAGGCACAAGAUCUGCCAUUCCACUCUGAGCAAGGUCUGGUGGCUGACGACGAUGAUGACGACGAUGAUGACGACGACGAUGACGACGAUGAUGACGACGACGAUGACGACGACGAUGAUGAUGACGAUGAUGACGACGAUGAUGACGAUGACGACGACGACGACGACGAUGAUGACGAUGAUGACGAUGAUGAUGACGAUGACGACGAUGAUGACGAUGAUGAUGAUGAUGAUGACGAUGAUGACGAUGAUGAUGAUGAUGAUGAUGAUGAUGAUGACGAUGACGACGAUGAUGACGACGACGAUGAAGACGAUGACGACGAUGAUGACGACGACGAUGACGAUGAUGAUGAUGAUGAUGAUGAUGACGACGACGAUGAUGAUGAUGACGACGAUGAUGACGAUGAUGAUGACGAUGAUGACGACGACGACGAUGACGACGAUGAUGACGACGAUGAUGACGACGACGACGACGACGAUGACGAUGAUGACGACGAUGAUCAUGAAGAUGGCAAAGAUGAUGAUGACGACGAUGAUGAUGACGACGACGACGAUGACGACGACGACGACGAUGACGACGAUGACGACGAUGAUGCUUAUCACAAGGGCUCUGUGUGCACAUAUUGUGAAUUCUGUGAGCACUGUGACGAAUGUGAAAAAUGUCCUUGUGAAGAGGGAGACAAGUCUGAAAUCUGUGAUCACUGCAAGAUGUGCAGUUUCUGUCAUGUGUGUGCUGUUUGCCAAACCGUUUGCCAGCCCGGGGGUUUUCUUGAUGAAGUGACUGGAUCAAUCUACAAGACCGUGGCUGAUGUGUUUGAUGAUGAUAACAACUGAGUCCGACCAUUUGGCCAAACUAAUAUGCUUCACUUCACCUCUGAUUUUCAUUGUUAUUUUGUCUUUUUCCUUGAGAACAUCAUGUUUGCUCGCCAAUGAGCAGAAAUUGUUAAAGAAGUAACUUAAUAUAUGUGCGUACUGUUAACUUACAAGUCUAAGUCAUACUCUUAAGGAAAAUGAUAUAUUUGAAAUCAUAUUUGGGAUAUGUUAAAUAAAAAAGGGGAUAUAAAAAGCGCAA
Messenger RNA from Scophthalmus maximus (turbot), 1671 nucleotides. Its product is annotated as protein PFC0760c. Lineage: Eukaryota; Metazoa; Chordata; Actinopteri; Pleuronectiformes; Scophthalmidae. The record is from RefSeq and is a predicted model, not a curated record. The transcript has 6 exons. Gene Ontology annotation, molecular function: calcium ion binding. The coding region runs from base 519 to 1433 and encodes 304 amino acids.